Molecule: messenger RNA, 1035 nt
Organism: Gastrolobium bilobum
Lineage: Eukaryota; Viridiplantae; Streptophyta; Magnoliopsida; Fabales; Fabaceae
Product: adenylate isopentenyltransferase-like
Exons: 1
Coding region: 1-1035 (344 amino acids)
Biological process (GO): tRNA modification; cytokinin biosynthetic process
Cellular component (GO): mitochondrion
Molecular function (GO): tRNA dimethylallyltransferase activity; AMP dimethylallyltransferase activity
Source: RefSeq, a predicted model, not a curated record
AUGAGAUUACCCUUUUUCUCAACGAACACACACCACUAUUCAUUUCCCCUUUUCGCCACCGGCAUCGUGCACAGGCCGCGGUGGCCGCGCAUGAACGCCGCUCUUUCUUUCCGGCGCCGCCAUCGCCGGAAAGACAAGGUGGUAGUCAUCAUGGGCGCUACCGGCACUGGAAAAUCGCGCCUCUCCGUCGACCUCGCCACCCUCUUCUUCCCCUUCUUCGAAAUCGUGAACUCCGAUAAAAUGCAAGUCUAUAAUGGCCUCGACAUCACCACCAACAAGAUUCCCAUUGAAGAACGCAACGGUGUGCCUCACCACCUUCUUGGUAAGUUCGACCCUAAGAACGGCGAGUUAACCCCUUUGGAGUUUCGCCGGAUCGCUGGUGAAGUCGUCGCCGACAUUACUUCCCGGAGGAAACUUCCCAUCGUCGUCGGAGGGUCCAACUCGUUCAUUCAUGCUCUUCUCGUUGAACGUUUUGACCCCGAGUUGAACGUGUUUGAUGAGACUUCGCUCACGAUUGUCCCUGAGUUAACUCAGUUCAGGUACGAGUGCUGCUUCCUCUGGGUGGAUGUUUCGUUCCCUGUGUUAUCGGAUUAUUUGUUGAAGCGAGUUGACGACAUGCUUGACUCGGGGAUGGUGGACGAGUUGGCCGAGUUCUUUGACCCGGAAACGGGCGAUUUGGAAGUUGACUCGGCGAGUCCGAGUGGAUUGAGGAAGGCAAUUGGGGUGGCGGAGUUCGACCGUUAUUUGAAGGAAUACCCGCCACCGUUGGGGUUCCGAGGUUGUUGGGAGAAAGAGGGGGAGAAUCGCAUGCGGAAUGGUGCAUACGAGGGUGCUGUGAGGGCGAUCAAGGACAAAACGUGUCAUCUGGCGAAGAGGCAGAUAGGGAAGAUCCUGCGGUUAAAAAGGGCGGGGUGGGACCUACGGAGAUUGGACGCCACGGCGGCGCUCAGCGACGGAGGAAGGAGGUCGGAGAUUUGGGAGAGGGAGGUGUUGGAACCGAGCGUGAAGAUUGUGAAGCUGUUCAUGAAGGAGUAG